UUGCGAAACCCCUAAAACCUCGAAAGCGAAAAUGGAGCUGCAAUGUGCUUGCGCUUUGCUUCACAAUCGAGUGUCUGCCUCCAAAGUUUCUCCUUUCCACUUUCACGCCGAUUCUCCUUCAUCUUCAUUAGGGAAACAGUCUAAGAGCCAUGUAAGACUGAGGAAGCAAACCCCUCUGCUCCGGUAUGAGUUGAAAUUGAAUUCUUGGCCAAGGAAUGGGGCAAUAGUAUGCCUGUCUAAUUCAAGCUCAUCUGAGAAGUUGAGUUCCUCUGAAACAGAAAAUAGAAGUGUGGCUGCUAAUGGCAUUAGUGGGUGGGAACCAUUUCAGGGUAAAACAGGCUGUGUUUCUUUUGCUGGGCUGACUCACCAAUUGGUGGAAGAAAGAAAAUUGGAGUCUGCUCCUUCUGGGGAAGAAGCUCAAUCUUUUAUGUGGGUUGUUGCCCCUGUUGCACUAAUCUCGUCGUUUUUGCUUCCCCCAUUUCUUGUUUAUAUUGCUGUUGAUGGCAUCAAGAAUGAGGUUUUCUCAGAAAUUUUGGCUUCAUUGAUCUCAGACGUCAUGUUCUACAUCGGAUUAGGAGUGUUUCUUUCUGUAACUGACCAAGUUCAGAAGCCAUAUCUGGAGUUUAGUGCAAAGAGGUGGGGCCUGAUAACUGGCCUUCCAGGUUAUCUACCUUCGGCCUUCGUUGUAAUGGGCAUUAAGAUAGCUCUCCCGCUUAUUGCGCUUCUUGUCACCUGGCCGGUGCUUGGUACAACAGCCUUGGUUGGAAUAGCGCCUUUCUUAGUUGGUUGUCUUGUUCAGUAUGCAUUCGAGAGGUAUCUUGGACAACAUAAAUCGUCUUGUUGGCCUCUAGUCCCAAUUAUUUUCGAGGUUUAUAGGCUCUACCAGUUGAGCAGAGCCAUGAGCUUUGCUCAGGAUUUAGUGAUAGCCACGAGAACGAUUCCUAAUGUGACAGAAGAGUUCAUUCAAAGAACUGCAGCAUUGUUUUCGCAGAUAAUGAGUUUCCAAGUCUUAGGUGUGGUUUGCCUUUGGUCUUUGUUAACCUUUCUUCAAAGACUCUUUCCUUCUAGGCCUGUCGCCGAGAACUAUUAACAUUUGCAGAAGAUGCAGUAUCGUUUUUGUGUCUUUUGCUGUAAAAGGAUUUUUUGUUUCAAGUUUUUGACCCUAUUUUUCAUAGUAAAAGCAUUUUCAACAGAUGAUGUUUGUCUCCAA
This is a messenger RNA of Ipomoea triloba (trilobed morning glory), 1210 nucleotides long. RefSeq lists its product as uncharacterized. The record is from RefSeq and is a predicted model, not a curated record. The coding region runs from base 32 to 1090 and encodes 352 amino acids. Gene Ontology annotation, cellular component: chloroplast. NCBI's taxonomy places the organism in Eukaryota, Viridiplantae, Streptophyta, Magnoliopsida, Solanales, Convolvulaceae. The transcript is spliced from 5 exons.